Cyprinodon tularosa is the source of this 433-nucleotide messenger RNA. Its product is annotated as bMERB domain-containing protein 1-like. Gene Ontology annotation, cellular component: microtubule cytoskeleton. The transcript is spliced from 2 exons. Gene Ontology annotation, biological process: negative regulation of microtubule depolymerization. NCBI's taxonomy places the organism in Eukaryota, Metazoa, Chordata, Actinopteri, Cyprinodontiformes, Cyprinodontidae. The coding region runs from base 202 to 414 and encodes 70 amino acids. The record is from RefSeq and is a predicted model, not a curated record.
CUGCGCAUGCUCCCUGCAUCCCUUACAUCUGUUCAGGAUUUGAAGCCUCGGCUGAAGAUGCUCUCAGCGUCUCGGGUUCGCUGGUCGCUUGUCACCGGGUGAACACUGACUCAUCUGGAGAAACACAGACAAGGAGGAGACGGUACAACAUUUACCCAAAGGCUCCCGCUUGCUUCCCGGAUCUUUCUUUUCCUCUUCAACAUGGAGCUGAAGAAAUCUUUGUCGGACACGGAGCGAGCGCUCCGCAGCUACGGCGCCGUGUCGGAAACGGCGUGGACGACGGACAAAGGUCACUCAGAUGUGUCCAUGGCUGAGAGCACCAUGUCUCCGGAAGAGAUCGAGGUGGAGAUGGCUCGCAUUCAGCGCCUGCGGGAGGUCCUGGUGCGCAGGGAGUCAGAGCUGCGUUUCAUGUGAGUGUGUCUUUCUCUGUGUU